Messenger RNA from Saccoglossus kowalevskii, 573 nucleotides. RefSeq names its product neutral cholesterol ester hydrolase 1-like. NCBI's taxonomy places the organism in Eukaryota, Metazoa, Hemichordata, Enteropneusta, Harrimaniidae. The record is from RefSeq and is a predicted model, not a curated record.
AUGGAUAGACGCGACUGGAGAAUACUAAGCUACCGACGUGCACCAGAACAUCCAUUCCCCAUCCCAUUACAAGAUGUGGUCAAAGCUACUCUAUGGUUUCUUCAGCAUAGUAAAAACUAUAACGUUGAUCCUCACCGAAUUGUUGUGGUUGGUGACAGCGCCGGAGGGAAUAUGGCUGCAGCAACGGCAUCUCUGUUGACAUUUAACGAAGAAUACAAACAACUAAGUCUACCUGAAUUGAAAUUCCAGGGUCUUAUUUAUCCAUGCCUGCAAAGUAUUGAUUUUCUCACUCCUUCCUAUCAACAAAAUAAAAAAUAUUUUCGUUCUAAAUCAACAUACGAUGAAUUCAAACAGCGAGCUUAUACUCCACCGAACGAUUCAGACUUUGGUGAUUUGGAAAUCUCAGCACACCUGGAGAGCUAUAUUCUGAAUCCAUUCUUUGCCCCACUGAUGGCAUCUACUGUGAAAGGAUUGCCACUGGCAUAUAUCGUUACAGCGGAAUUUGAUGUAUUGCGAGAUGAUGGUAUUUUCUACGCAAAGAAACUGGAAGAUGGCAAUGUGCCAGUAACAUAG